CCCAGCGUAAGAUUCUGAAUUGUGACAGAAUGUCGACUCUUUUCUCAUUGUAUUGACAAUAACGACCACACUUUGUACUAAAAUAGGACCGACAUCGUUGUCUGGUCAAGACUCUGUCAUGGACUUGAAGGCUGAGCAGGUAGAUGGAGGGAAUGAUCGCCUGAGAUGCAACACUUGUGGCAAGCACCUGUCUUCCCCAGCCAGCCUUCUUGAACAUCAACGCACACACACAGGUGAACGUCCACAUGGCUGCAACGUGUGCAACAAGAGAUUCACACAGAGAGCACACCUGAUUAUCCACAAACGAACUCACACAGGUGAGAAACCGUACGCCUGUCACAUCUGCAAUAAACGCUUUGCCCAGUCAUCUCACCUCAAUGGCCACAAACGCAUACACACGGGAGAAAAGCCCUACUCCUGUAACAUCUGCAAGAUGGGCUUCUGCCGGAAACAACGUCUUGAACAACACAUACAACAGCACAUGCUGGACGAGAGUGGAACAUGGUCAACAACAGAACUGACCGCAAACAGCAGAGAACCGGAGUUGGUCCGAGAUUUGGUUGUGGAUGGAGGGGAUUCGACAGGGUUGUCUCCCCUACCUUCGUCAACGCGGAGAAGGAAACCAGCCUUUGUACGGAAGAUGGAGCCAGAGCUUGAUAUUCAGACAAUAAUCAAGACGGAAGUAGAAGAUCUAGAAACCGACACAGACAGUCUGAUUACAAGUCAGUCGGACAAGUGGCUUGAUGGUAAGAUUCCUCUUCAUCCCGUCUCCAAAAGUCCUCUGUCAGAUGGAGGCAACCAGCCAGUAUUCCCCUCAUCCCAAAGAUACAGCAUCAUCCCUAAGAAUGAUCAGAAUGACUCUGUUGAAAUUGCGCCUGAACAUAAAAGUGUGAAAGGAGCAGACGACACUGAUAACGUGAGCGUCACAAGUGACAGCAAUCACUCCAGCUCCGACAUCGGGAUUCCGACACAAGCAUUGCGACAAUCCCUUCUCGGACAUUCACCCUCCAGACAUCUAGGAUCAAGGUCGUAUGGGUCAAGGUUAUCCUCAAGCUUCAACUCCAAUCAUGUUCAGAGUCAGAUUCGGACAAAUAAUCGGAUUUCUCUGGUGGACUUCUCGUCAGAUGAUCUGAUUCGUCACAUGAUGUCGCGGGAUGAUAUAUUCCGCUGUGACUUCUGUUGUGUGAUAUUCCAGGAUGCAGCAAUGUAUCACCUUCAUCGCAGCAUGCACGACAAGAUGGACUGCCGCUGUUGCAAUAUAUGUGGCAAGCUGCUGAAGGAUAAAUACGACUUUACUGCUCACUUUCUUAGUGAACAUAAACUCUAACUCCAGUUUUCUUCAAGAUAUCCACUGCUUUGAAUUCUGUAAUCUGUUUCGCAUGUCUCACCAUGAUGGGGGUAUCUGUGAGAGAUUUAUCUAGACGUAGUCAGAGAAAGAUGUGAUACUUUAUGGAUAACAACUUCUUUAUUAUAUUAUGAUGCAACAUGUCGGUAUAGAUUCUUAUACUGUUGUCAAGCAAGAGUGAUAUCAAUUACUGGAUUGCCUUGGUUGUAACCUGUGGAUUAGCUGACCCCCUUCAACAGACUGCUUUUUUUUGGUCCUCAAAAUUGGCUUAUCUAUGGUAAUAUAGUAUAUCUUGUUUUCUUCAGUGUGUUUUUAUUGCAAGUGUCGUUCUUAUUUGUUGUUAAAAAAUCAUUGUUUUUAGUCACAAAAUGUUUUUAUAAUGUCAUUCCUAAGAAUGACAAGUUGUUAAAGACUGUAAGAAGGUCCAAGUUUAUUCAAAGCAUCAGAAUUUGUAUCUAAGAUAGCAGUCUUAAGCCAUGUUGCAAAACUAUUUCAUUUUUAUUCUUCAAUCUUUUACAUGAAUGUUCCUUCUACUCACUAUAGUUGUUCUAUUUUAGAUAUUUGUAGUAGUAUUUCUGGUAAAGAAAGUAUUUCUGUCAAGUGAGCUGAAAAGCCUUUGCAGCAUACUUUUGUAUUUUAAAUACCAAGAUAAAUAGAAAAGCACUCCAAACAUUUUAGAACUGAUUGAAGACCAGUUACAAGAUGAAUUAAAUGUAUACAUGAUAAUAUAUGUCCUUGGAAAAAACAGAAUUUUAACAAAGCACGCUUGCUUUUGUGUAUAAAUUUACAUAUGUUAUUUAUCACGAAUAUUAGAUAACAAAUACAAUAACAAGUCAGCUGUUGAUAUGUUAUUUAUGAUAUUAAACUAUAACAAAAUAUAUUCUUUGACAUGUUUUGACUAUGCUGGCAGUGUUAAUAUAUAUUAGGACAAUUGGUAAUGAGCACAUUACUUAAAUAUAAGCAGUAGAGGACGCGUACAAGUGACCUUAGAGGGAGUCACUCAUUCACAUGACUGCCUGAUUACAGACAGGGAAAUUCUGCAUGUCAUACAUAAACUCGUCUAAAAGUGUUAUUUAUGAAAAUUAAACAAAAUUUGCUGAGA
This is a messenger RNA of Haliotis rubra (blacklip abalone), 2447 nucleotides long. RefSeq names its product zinc finger protein 271-like. The transcript has 3 exons. Bases 119 to 1327 code for a protein of 402 amino acids. The record is from RefSeq and is a predicted model, not a curated record. Lineage: Eukaryota; Metazoa; Mollusca; Gastropoda; Lepetellida; Haliotidae. Gene Ontology annotation, molecular function: RNA polymerase II cis-regulatory region sequence-specific DNA binding; DNA-binding transcription factor activity. Gene Ontology annotation, biological process: regulation of transcription by RNA polymerase II.